Heterostelium album PN500 is the source of this 1602-nucleotide messenger RNA. RefSeq lists its product as uncharacterized. Gene Ontology annotation, molecular function: ubiquitin protein ligase binding. Gene Ontology annotation, cellular component: cytoplasm. Gene Ontology annotation, biological process: regulation of proteolysis; proteasome-mediated ubiquitin-dependent protein catabolic process. The transcript has 8 exons. The record is from RefSeq and is a predicted model, not a curated record. Bases 1 to 1602 code for a protein of 533 amino acids. NCBI's taxonomy places the organism in Eukaryota, Evosea, Eumycetozoa, Acytosteliales, Acytosteliaceae.
AUGAAUGGAACAAUUAAUCAUAUUGACUCUAGUUUCAUAACAUCAAUGAGAAACGAGUCACCAGUAUUAAGUUUCAUUGAAAAUGUAGAUAGAAUAUUAAAUCUUACCAAAUCUCAAUACCCUCAACUCCAACAUACUGGAAUGUUUUCACUUAGUGAACUUACAUUUCAAAGAUUCAAAUACAUGGUAACAGUCUUUGCUAAAUUCAGAUCAUUCACUCCAAUUCUUUCAUUGUUGGCCUCUAAAGAGAAGAAAACCAGAGAUAUUGUUAUUUCUUUAUUAUGGAAUUUUUCAGCUGAAGAGAGUUUAAAAAUAAAAAUGUUUGACGAAGGUAUUUUUGAUUAUAUUUUUGAUAAUAUGGACAAGUUGGGAGAAGACCAAACUCUGGCGAUAUCAGCAAUCAUCCAAAAUCUUUCAGAGUAUCGAUUCGAGAGAGGUCAUUUCCAACCGAUUCUGGACUUUAUCAAUGAGUAUCACGAAGAUUACCAGUUCCCUGCGACUUUUAAUUGGGUUACCCUACAACCACACGUUCCACUCUUGGAAUCUAAAGAUGUAGAAGUUCAAUCAUUUGUAUUAUAUUGUAUUAAUAGUUUUUCAUCUGGAUCGAGAUAUGAUCGAUCACUUUGGAAAGGACUAAUGGAAAACAAAGGAGUAUUAUCAUUAAUGAAUUUAACAAAAUCAAAUAAUCAAUUCGUAUCCAGUUUGGCAAUGAAAAUAUCCAAAUCACUUGGAUUAGGUGAAUCUUCUAUUUUAGUUGAAGAUCCAGAAGUUGAAAUGAAAGAAAAUAUUCAGAAUUUAUAUAUCCAAUCUUUAUUUACUGAUUUUACUAUUCAAUGUGGAUCUGAAUCGUUUAAGAUACAUAAAUCCAUUUGUUUGGCAAGAUGUCCUAAAUUAAAGGAUAUACUCAAGGAGCAAGAUAAGAAUAUAAAGAUUGCUAACGAUAGUGAAGGAAUGGCUAGUGAGUAUCUAGAGGUACAGGAUUACGCACUGUUUGAGAUUCUAAGAGAGAUAUUCAGAUUCCUCUACGGUUUCAAUCCAGUGAUGAACGAUAACACUGCCAAGGUUAUCAUUCGCUAUGCCAGCCGUCUCGAACUGGAGGAACUCAAGCAAUACUGUGAAUACUACUUGUGGCACUACAUCGACUGUGACAAUGCUGGAGAGUAUCUGGACAUUGCCAUAGAGAGUGGUGCACAACAACUAAAGAAAGUGGCAAGCGAAUUUAUCAUAAGAAAUAUUGGUUUCAUCUAUAAUGGCAACUUUGCUUACUAUGUACCAACUAAUUCUCCUCCUACCACAAGUUUAAAUAUUAAUAACAAUAAUAAUAAUAAUAGUAACAACAAUAACAAUAAUAAUAAUAAUAAUGAUAUAAAUAAUGGAAUGAACUUGGAAAAUUGUAAAAUAGAAUCAGAUGAAGAAGGUGAAGAUGAACCAACAAGUAGUAAUAUUAACAAUAACAAUAAUAAUAGCAAUAAUAUAAAAAAGCAAACUAAGUGGAGAGGUCAUUGGAAUGAUACAACUAAAGUACAUGUAUAUGAAAACUAUCGAAAGUUUUUAGAGAAACAAAAGAAAGAAAUAUUUCAACUAAAUCUUGAAUAUCAAUAA